Messenger RNA from Iphiclides podalirius (scarce swallowtail), 327 nucleotides. NCBI's taxonomy places the organism in Eukaryota, Metazoa, Arthropoda, Insecta, Lepidoptera, Papilionidae. The record is from the annotation of a GenBank genome assembly.
AUGUUUACGACCCCGCCGUCGUUCUCUUUCUCUUCCCCUCAAUCUUCGCGCUCGACGUCACCGCCGUGCACCCGCCCUGGCCGCCGGGGCGAGACGCCACGACCUAAUAAAAUGUUUACGACCCCGCCGUCUUUCUCUUUCUGUUCCCCUCAAUCUUCGCGCUCGACGUCACCGCCGUACACCUGCCCUGGCCGCCGGGGCGAGACGCCACGACCUAAUAAAAUUGUUUACGACCCCGCCGUCUUUCUCUUUCUCUUCCCCUCAAUCUUCGCGCUCGACGUCACCGCCGUGCACCCGCCCUGGCCGCCGGGGCGAGACGCCACGACC